CACGCCAAUGGCAGAAACUUAAAAAAAAAAUUAGAUCUUAACUCCGGGGGAUUCUACUUCUAAAUCUGAGGCAAAGCAUUUUCAGAUCCGAUCAGAUCAGAUCCGAGCUUUGCUUCUCUUCUUCUUCACUACUCAAUGGAAGCUACGUCGUAUUGAUAGAGACAACACAAACGAAAAAAAAAUGAGAAUGUCAUCAUCAGCUUCCACCGCGGAGCACCGGCCCUCCGCCGCGGCUCUCGGCGUCGGUCAGAGAGAUGCGGAGUCUCUGUUCCGCGCGAAACCGAUGUCUGAGAUUCGGAGCGUGGAGUCGGCGACUAGGAAGAACAUCGAGGAUAAGAAGGAGGAGCUCCGGCAACUCGUCGGGACUCGGUACCGGGAUCUGAUCGACUCGGCCGACUCGAUCGUCCACAUGAAGUCGCUCUGCGAGUCGAUCUCGUCGAACAUCUCUUCGAUCCACGGGAACAUCAGAUCGCUCUCUUCCUCCUCUCCCGUGGCCGAGACUCCCAAUCUCGCUAGCCGUGACUCGGCCCGGGUCGACGUGUACGGGAUCGCUUGUCGUGUUAAGUAUCUGGUGGACACGCCGGAGAAUAUAUGGGGAUGCCUCGACGAGUCCAUGUUUCUAGAAGCUGCGGGGAGGUACAUGCGUGCUCAGCACGUGCAGCAGAGACUGGUUAAGUUGGAGGGAUUUGAGGUUGAUCAGAGUAAGCUGUUGGAGAAGUUUCCGCUGCUGGAGCAUCAGUGGCAGAUUGUAGAGAGUUUCAAGGCUCAGAUCUCGCAGAGGAGCCACGAGCGGCUUCUGGAUCAGGGUUUGGGGUUGGGGGCUUACGUGGACGCGUUGACUGCUGUUGCGGUGGUUGACGAGCUAGAUCCGAAGCAAGUGCUUGAGCUGUUUCUCGACUCGAGGAAGACUUGGGUUCUGCAAAAGCUGAAUGCUUGUGGUGGUGAUGAUGCGGGUAAUGUAGUUUCAGUGUUUUGUGAUGUGUUGUGUGUGAUUCAGGUGACUGUGGGGCAAGUUGGUGAGCUGUUUUUGCAGGCCUUGACUGAUAUGCCUCUGUUUUAUAAGACUAUCUUGAGUACCCCUCCGGCUUCUCAACUGUUUGGUGGGAUUCCAAAUCCGGAAGAGGAGGUUGCGUUGUGGAAAUCAUUCAGGGAUAAUUUGGAGUCCGUCAUGGUUAUUUUUGAUAAAAAUGACAUUUCUAAAGCUUGCCUGAGUUGGUUGAGGGAAUGUGGUGGACAGAUUGUUGGCAAGGUUAAUGGGAAGCAUUUGAUUGAAGCUAUUGUUACUGGUGCAGAGCUUGGGACAGCCGAAAAGUUGAUAAGAGAGACCAUUGAUAGCAAAGAUGUCUUGAGGGGUAGUUUAGAUUGGCUUAAGAGUGUUUUUGGGUCUGAGGUAGAGCUGCCUUGGAAUAGAAUCCGGGAGCUUGUUCUCGCUGAUGAUUUGAACCUAUGGGAUGAAAUAUUCGAGAAGGCGUUUGUGGAAAGAAUGAAAUCCAUCAUUAACUCUAGAUUUGAGGAUUUGGCUAAAGCUGUCAAUGUGGCAGAAUCGGUUCAUGCUUUUAGCAAGAUCACUGGUGAAAAGAUUAACUUCCAAGCAUACUUAAACAGACCAUCUACAGGUGGUGGUGUCUGGUUCAUUGAGCCUAACGCAAAGAAACUUGGCCUUAUUACUGGAAAUAAGACAUCACCUGAAGAAAGUGACUUCCAAAGUUGUCUAACUGCUUACUUUGGUCCUGAAGUUAGCCAGAUGAGAGAUGCUGUUGAUAUGCGGUGCCAGAGUGUUUUGGAAGACCUCUUAAGUUUUUUUGAGUCAGAAAAGGCAGGUCAGAGGUUAAAGGAUCUGGCUCCAUACGUGCAGAAUAAGUGUUAUGACAGUGUCUCAGCACUUCUUUCAGAUGUAGAUAGAGAACUCGAGUUUCUCUUAUCUGCCAUGAAGAAAGAGAACAAUGACAAUGAAGCAAUCUCACCUGCUAUAGUAAUUGAGAAAUCUCUAUUUAUGGGACGCCUUUUGUUUGCAUUGCUGAACCACUCUGAACACGUUCCCUUGAUUCUCGGUUCUCCAAGAUUGUGGUGUAGAGAAACUAUGACUGCAGUUUCUGAUAAGUUGUCAUCCUUGUUGAGGCAACCAAGAUAUGGCUCUAAUACUUCACUCAGUGCUGACAGCCCUGGAAAGCAGUUGCAUACCGAUCUUAGGAAGCAGAGUUCGUUAGCUGUUGCCGCACUACUUAAGGCAGAAGAGAAGACAAGUCCGAAAUUUGAAGAGCUUAAUAAAACUAUGCGAGAUCUGUGCAUUAAAGCUCAUACAUUGUGGAUACAGUGGUUAUCGGAUGAGCUUUCAGCUAUUCUCUUGCGUGAUCUUAAGAGUGAUGAUGGAUUAUCUGCUACAACUCCUUUAAGAGGUUGGGAAGAGACAAUAGUUAAGGAAGAGCAGGGCGAGAGUCCAUCUGAGUUGAAGAUAUCACUUCCGUCCUUGCCUUCGCUCUAUAUUAUCUCUUUUCUGUGUCGGGCAUCAGAAGAAAUUCACCGAAUUGGAGGCCACGUACUGGAUAAGUCAAUCUUGCAAAAAUUUGCUUCAAGCCUGUUGGAGAAGAUCAUCAUUAUUUAUGAGGAUUUCUUAUCUCCCAGGGAGGCCAACGAACCCCAAAUUUCAGAGAAAGGAGUCUUACAAAUUUUACUGGAUUUGAGAUUUGCAUCUGACGUUCUUUCUGGGGGUGAUACAAGCCCCAAUGUGGAGAUGCCAAAGAGUACAAUGAACAGAUCACCUUUCAGACGAAAGCAAGGCCAACAGCAAACAAAGUCAGUCAGUAGAGGUCGCAUUGAUGGAGUGAUCUCCCAACUGUCUCAAAAGUUGGAUCCUAUAGACUGGCUCACGUAUGAGCCUUAUCUCUGGGAGAACGAGAAGCAGUCAUACCUACGCCACGCUGUGCUCUUUGGAUUCUUUGUGCAACUAAACCGAAUGUACACAGAUACUGCGCAGAAGCUACCAACUAAUUCAGAGUCAAAUAUCAUGCCAUGCUCCACAGUUCCCCGCUUCAAAUACCUUCCCAUAAGUGCUCCGGCUCUGUCAUCUAGAAGUACAAAUAAGGUCUCGAUUCCAGUUACAUCAAAUGAUGGCUCCUCAAGAAACUCAUGGAAUGCAUUUACAAAUGGCGAGCAUUCUCAAACGAGUGAGUUAGACGAUGACUCCAGUUUCGGUGUGGCUUCCCCGUUCUUAAAGUCUUUCAUGCAGGCUGGUAGUAGAUUUGGAUCAAUACUAAGUGACGGACAAGUGGGAAUAUUCAAGGAUAGAUCAGCAGCUGCUAUGUCGACAUUUGGGGAUAUAAUACCGGCUCAAGCAGCCGGUUUACUCUCUUCUUUCACAACCUCCAGGUACGAGUGAUGAUGAUGAUCUCGGGUUAGUCACUAAACCGUCAUUUCCGACUCGAGUUUCUGCAAUCAAAUUAUGACUCACGCAGAAGAUGAAUGCGGAAGCUGAUAUAUUUGUCAUUAUACAAGUUUUUACAUAAACGGAAGAGAACAAGUUUUGUAAUAGUGUUUGAUUUAUUGCUUCUUAUAAGCUAUUUUUAUAAGGAACAUGUAAUUACGAGGGGCCCCAGCUUCUUCUUAUCUGCAAGAAUCUUGAAGGAAUUGAAGAGGAAAGGGACAGAGUUUGUGUUUC
Raphanus sativus (radish) is the source of this 3655-nucleotide messenger RNA. Its product is annotated as conserved oligomeric Golgi complex subunit 1. The record is from RefSeq and is a predicted model, not a curated record. Bases 182 to 3376 code for a protein of 1064 amino acids. Gene Ontology annotation, biological process: intra-Golgi vesicle-mediated transport. Gene Ontology annotation, cellular component: COG complex; Golgi apparatus. Lineage: Eukaryota; Viridiplantae; Streptophyta; Magnoliopsida; Brassicales; Brassicaceae. The transcript is spliced from 6 exons.